Molecule: messenger RNA, 11659 nt
Organism: Paramuricea clavata
Lineage: Eukaryota; Metazoa; Cnidaria; Anthozoa; Malacalcyonacea; Plexauridae
Source: the annotation of a GenBank genome assembly
AGCGAUGAACAAUUGCAUCAAUCUUCAGCAAGAAAAGCGGCAAUCUGCGGACUAGGAGGAAGUGGUAAAACAAGUCUGGCAGUAGAGUACGCUCAUCGUAUGAAAAACCAUUACCAAGGAGGCGUCUUCUGGUUUUCUGGAGAAGAUGGGACGAAGUUGGAAAAUUCCGUUAAUAGUUUGGCGUUGUCCAUCGGAACAUUCGUUUCUAAUUCCUUCGACGUGACGCUGUCUCAAACCCUGGCUCGAAUAUCUCGUAUUCAAAAACCAUGGUUGCUCAUUAUUGACGAUAUGGACGAGUUACAACUGUCCCCUAGCGUGCGGAAGCUGUUGUCUGGUUCUUGGCAAAAACAAUGCAAUUAUGGCCAUAUUAUUGCCACUACGAGAAGAAAACCAAGUACGUUUGUUAACGAUGUUCAAGUACAAGAGAUGAGAGAAAAUUCCUGUCUGGAACUUCAAUGUUUCGAUGUCUAUGAUGCGAAGGAGUUUUUAUUAAGCAGAACUGGUAUUUCACGUACUGACGACACCGAGGCUGCAGCAUGCAAACUCUUUCAAGAACUUGGCGGAUUACCACUAGCUCUUGAACAAGCAGCAGCGUACAUUAAGUCGCUGGGAUGUUCGUUCUCGUCCUAUCUCAAAACCUACAAAACAAAGCGUCUUGCUCUUUUAAAUCAACAGGCUACCAAACCAGUGUCUGAAUAUUCUUCGCCCGAACGACUAGCAGUCCAAACGACAUGGCGUCUUAAUAUUGAUUAUAUUAUGCAGAACAGUGAGGGUAGAAACGCUAUACGAUUUUUAAACGCAUGUUUAUUUUUUAACCCGAACGAAAUUCAGGAACAUUUAAUCAAUAUUGGUGAGCCACCCGUGAAUGAUGAGCAAUUUCGGAUUUUUGUGGGAACAUCGCUGGGUAGAUAUCAAAUUUUUAAGUUGCUGACGGAUUUUUCGCUCUUCAGGCAAUCUAGUGGUCGAUGUUUGCAAGUCCAUCGUUUGGUGCUUGACGUCGUUAAAGAAAACCUUACUCCUAGUGCACAAGAAGAGAGUUUUAUUGAUGCUGUGCGGUUAUUACAACAUAGCCUAUCGGAAUCCUAUUCUCCUGACGAACUGUUGUCAAGUGUAGCUGGCAGAGGAAUGAAUUUAGUUGACUACACCAACCCUUCAUUGUUUUACAUGUGGAGAACACUAUGCAUGCAUGCUGGAGAAAUCGAGAAAAAUCUGAAAUACUUUUUUCUAGAACGGUGCAACAAUAAGGAAAUGACGGUGUUUCACCCAGAGACGGCCCAAGUUGUUUACCAACAUGCUCUUUAUUUGAGUGUAUUCUGCAGGCAUGAACAGGCUAUGCAGGCUCUGAAUUUUGCGGUUAAAAUUCUGGACUGGUUGCCGGAAGGCGAAAAUGAUUUUUUGUCAGCUAAACCGCUUAACUCUUUAUUUCCUCACGUCUUGCCAUUGCCUGAAUUUAUUCGAAGGCAUGUUCAGUAUUGUUCUAAAGCUCCUCAUCUUCCACAUAAAGUCGAGGUAUGCGUAGAUUCCCCGGAAUCUAGAGAAGUAGAGACCGCAGAAUUUGAGAAGUUGCGCGAGGAAGGAAAUAAGUUGUUUGGUGAAGAUCGUUUUCAAAUGGCUGUCGAAGCGUAUUCUAGCGCCAUUGACCGGAAGAAGAAACUGGAAUUUCUUGACCCAAGGUUCUUUUCUAACCGAGCUUCGGCUUAUCUCAGGCUUCACCUUUACGAAAAAGCUCUGGAAGAUGCAGAAGCUUAUAUAUCCAAGUGCCCAAAGUGUUGGAAAGGUUAUGCCCGAAAAGCUUUAGCGUUACAUGGUUUAAAUGACGAGCUGGGUGCUGAAUUAGCUGCUUCUCAAACCUAUAAUUUGGCUCGAGAGGUUUUUAGUAAAUACGAUCCAUUUAAGAAAUUUUCCUAUUUAGAGAAGUGUGCCAGGUUUUGUUAUUCUGGUUCUGACCUUUUACAAGCUCUGAAUACUAUGCCGUCAUGCAAGAGAGUUCUCUUUCUUUACCCAGGAACAUAUGAAAUUACGAGUGAUGUUGUUUUUGACAACUGUGUUGCACUUGGCUGUGGAGACCAAACACAAGACUCGAGAAUACGAGUCAGUGUGAAGGAUGAUUCAAGACUUUUUCUCGAUACGAAAUGUGCUUUGGCUAAUAUGAGCUUUUUAUUUGACCAGGGCAAUGCCAAUUUACUACCUACAUCAGUCGCGCUGCUUUAUAAUUGCGGUUUUUCUAGCCGCAAUUUGUCAUGCCCAUCAUUACACACACUAGGAGUCACGAAGGUUGAGAACUGCGACUUUAGAGACUCUGGUGCUGGAGGAUUUCUUUGUGUUGCUGGUGCUGCAAAGGUAGAGAACUGUACGUUUUCUAACAAUGGCUUGGCUGGUCUGGAAGUACGCCAAGGCGGCACUUUGUUGGCUAAAAAUGUUCAUUCAUACAACAACAGACAAGGUUUACUGGUUGGUCCUGAAGCGAAAAAGUGCGUUCUUACUAACAGUCAGAUGAACUGUAAUGCAAGUGAAGGCAUUUUUGUGAAAGAAUGUGAACAUGACAAUGCUGACAUUCAACUGAACAAUAAUUAUAUAUUCCAUAACGACAACUUUGGAAUAUCUGUUCGAGAUUCUUCAGCAUUAAUUACGGAAAACCGCAUUUUCGAGAAUAGUUGUUGGGGUAUAUGGCUUCAAAGUAACUCGUGUUGUCACAUUUCAAAAAAUAACGUUUCGGGCAAUAGAUUGGGAGGUAUUCGUAUUGGAAAACGACCCAGUGGAUGCGCACCAUCUGUCGUUGAAUACAAUAAGAUUAACGAUAAUGGUGGGCCUGGUCUUAUUCAAAACUUGAAUGACUUCGAUCUGAUCAAUCUUCUCAGUAAGCAGGUUUUUCCAGCAAACAAGAUUUUGCCAUUUCAAUGUAAUGUUCCAAUUUUACCUCCUGAACUCGAAAAAACGUUGGUAUCUGCCAAAUGCUGCGGGAACCUAAUGUAUCACAAUGAAGUGGAAUUUACACGAACCCAUCAAAACUUCUUUUUGCAGAACGUGGAUAAAUUCUGUUCGUGUUGUCAAAAAAAAGGCACCUUAAAAAAAUGCACGAAAUGCUACAGUGCUGAAUAUUGUGGAAGGGCGUGUCAAAAGAAGCAUUGGAAAAGACAUAAAAAGUUGUGUCGAAGCCUACUGGAACAGUCUAGCAUUUUACUUACUUCUACGGAAAGGUCCUGUGGUUCUCCAUCCAAGGGGGAAUAUAUGAUUUCAGUAAACCACCAUCAUCAUCGGCUUGAAGAGGUGGGUCCAAAGUACAGUGAACCGCCACCCGAAAACGGCGAGCGGUUCAUUGUGAAAGUUCAGCAGGGUCGUGAUAUGUUCGAUUUUACGUCUACCCGUAUGUCACUUUUUUUAUACCAUCGUAGCCUGGCAAUUUACGAAUCAUUCCAGAACGCCCAUGUUCAAAAUUUAAUAAGAGAUCUAGGUGUCAUUUGCGAGAGUAAGUAUAUUGAAAAGAAACUGUUUAUGUGGGCCGCGUACACCGACAACAAAGUUAUUCGACUUUUUACCAAUGAUUUCCCUCCGUAUCAACGAUGGUAAUGUUUUAUCCUCAGUUGGAACUUGGUUCAAUUCAUGAUGACAAUUCAAGCAGCGGUGGACGAUACAAAUAUAUGUUACUUGCAGAUACUACGUCCAUAAACGAUGACAAUGCCAUACUGACAGAGGUUAUUUUUCCUCGAGGCAAUUAUAAUAUACAUGCAGAUCAUAUCUUGGGUAAAGUUAGCGGAUAUUUUUAUAUACUAGUCUAUUCUGUAUAUAAUAACAUACAUAAAAAUAACUCGACUGUGAUUGGUUGAUCUCAAUGCAAUUAAUUAUCUCAAACAGCAGUGCAAAAUUCUGUAACAGCAGUGCAAAACUCUGUAACAAACUGAUCUGAUUGGUGGAAAAAACAAUGAGAUUUAAAAUCAACCAAUCAGCUUAUAGCAGUCGUCAAGUAAUAAUAGAUAAGUCAAAUUGACAAGUUUGUCAAUCGUGCAUUCCGAAAUGGGUAUAUAACAAAAUUUUAAAGUGGUGAUAUCAGAAAGAGACAAGAAACUAUGGUCGAAAGUAUUAAAAAAAGAAUGCGUUGAGAGAACUUCUACCCAACAAGCUAAAUCGAACUCUACGCCAAAGAGGGCAUGACUACGAACUGCCACUUGUAAGAACAGAGAGAUUCAAAAACUCAUUUGUAAAUAUAGAUUUAAAAAAAUCAUUAAUAAUUCAUGAAGAAAACACAAAGAAAAAUCAUAAGCGUGUCGUAUCUGUAGCCUAUAUGUGAUACAGAUUCAUGUUGAUUUACAUAAACUUUAACUUUGAUUUUCUCGGCUUAGACAAUGUUUAUUUUUAAAAUUACUUCGCCAAUGAACUCAUGAGAUGAGCCGUUUUUUAAGUUGUUUACAACAUUCGCGUCCAUGUUGUAUCAGAUAUACAAACUCUCGCCUUCGGCCGCUCAUGUUGUAAACAUUACAAAAUAUGCUAUGUAAACAGAUUGCAUAUCUUCAAGACUUUUACAAAUUUAGAACAUUAGAUUUUUAGAAUCAUUAAUAUAAAUAAUGUAAUAUAAAUAGAUAAUCUAAUAUAGAAUGCAUAAUUCCAUGUAAACUCAAACGUGUACUUCGAGCAUCCAAUAAUAACGGCUUAUUGACCGAGCGUGAGGUCUGUGCUGUGAAAUAUCAGACCGAGGUUUUUUAAACAGAGGUCUGAUAUUUCACAGUACAGACCGAACAAGCGAGGUCAAUAAUCGGUUUAUUAUAUGGCUGAAUUGAGUCUGUGAGCAUAUGCUUUUCGCGCGAAUUUAAUCGGCUAUCGUCAGUUUCACAGGGUAACAAUAUACGGUAUAGCCAUGCAUGCUCAAUCAAAAACAAAGGAUUUGUUUACAUUACGGAGUUGACAUGGUCUUUAAAAUUUCCUUGCCGGAGAUUUGACUGCAGGAGCUAAAAUAACCGGAGUUUGCACAGCUCUAGACUAUCCAGUUGUCAUAUUCCCUGAUCAGUAUCCAGUAGACUAUUAUCCGGUACCAUCCGGCAACACACUAUCUGGCACAUCGCUGGCUGACAUUUGCAUUCAGUAUAAAUAUUGAUGAUUGCAAAGUCAGUCGAUCAACCAAAAUCAACCAACAGCAAUUUUCUAAUUGACACCGAUUGGUAUUUACCAAUUGCUGACCAAUAUCAAAUCCAUUUAUCAAUCAUUAUUUUAUAUGUAUUAACUGAUAUCGAUUUUCAUUGAUUUUUAUAGGAUUGUAAUAAUUCUACAAAUUGUAUAGUCAAUUCAAACGUAAAGUUAAAAAAAAACAAUAAAUAAAGCAAACAGUUUGUGUUUACAUUAAGUUUAUUUAUUCAAGCUUUCAACGUACUAUUUAAAAAACGAGCAGGAGUGUUUUAUUAGGUUUAAAGCCACGAGCGCGCAGUGCAAGUGGCUUUAGACCUAAUAAAACACGACCUGCGAGUUUUUUAAAUGGCUUCAAAAACGUUUGCAUAAUAAGUCAAAUCUUUAUAUAAAAAUCUUUAUAUAAAAAUCUUUAUAUAAAAAUCUUUAUAUAAAAAUCUUUAUAUAGUUUGCAGAACAAUGGUCUUUUAUUAAAGUGUCUUUAGCUGGUAUAAAGACGUAUGCAUGUGACUAAUUUCUUACUCAAGAUUGGAUAAUUGCUUCAUGAAUUAUUAAUGAGUUUUUGAAGGUAAGCUACAGUACUCUUGAAAUUUGAUGUAUUCGGUGGUUCUCGUCGCUUCUCGAAAAAGAUUAUUUAAUGUGACUGAAAUGGGACAAUCAAAAAUCCGAGAUGCAAUGCUAAAUCGAUACUCUAGCGUAGUUUUUUUCAAGAAAAACCCAAAACAAUUAAGGCAUUUUGGUAGCAUUUUGGUAAUUGUUCAUCAAAACUAAGAAACUACUGUACGGCAUUGCGUGCAUUACGUACUUUUAGUUCAUAUUCUACAUGCGGUCCGGAUUAAAGCGGGCGAUCGAUUCGAUGGCGUCAGUGCAGACGAUAUAGACGUAAAUACUAAAACUGUCUGUACCAGUGUAGGUAGUACCAAUAUGAAAAUGCUGUGCUGAGUGGUUAUAUACUACCUUAAAAAAUAAGCAGAAACUCGACGUUUCGAGCGAAGGCCCUUCGUCAAGAGUUAGUAGCGAAAUGCCUUCGCUCGAAACGUCGAGUUUCUGCUUAUUUUUUAAGGUAGUAAUAUAACCACUCAGCACAGCAUUUUCGAUAUAGACGUAACACUGUUUUUAUUGUUUUUGGAAAGGAUAUCAGGAGUACAUUGAGAUGAAUAAAACAUCAAAAGAACCGAAUAUCUGUUAAAUCAUUCAUACUACAAUUUUCUCGUGUAACAACGACAGUAUUAAAAGUUUAAACAAGAAAAUUCUACAAUUUCACACGCAACUAUGAAGUGCCUUCUAAUAAAUUUUCUUUUGUGCCGUUACCACUUACAAUUUUAGACACAAAUGACGCCCUUGUUCGAAAGAGAAAGAACAAACUCUAAAAAUUAAUUUUAUGCAUUUUGAAAGUAUUAACCAAUAAAAUUGACUCUGUUUUUUUAUACACCGUGUAUAUCUGCCUGAGUUACGUUACGACAGUAUCAACAACAAUACUAUGCGCAAGUCUCCAAAGUUUUAUGAUUUCGCUGUGAAAGACCCUUUAUCUUUGGCAAAAUUGUUUAUGAAACCUUUCAUGGCAAGUUUCACUGGUUUUGACCACACCAUGGUACCUCUGCUGUUCUGUCAGUAAUGGGUGAAGCACAACCAUUUGUUUCCUCUGGUGCUGCUCUUCUUGCAAAGAAACUCAGGUCAGAUAUCAGGAAUGAAUGGGCACAUUGUGAUUUCUCACACUGGAGCGAACCAAAUUUUCAGACUGCGAUACAGGAGAUGGAGUCAUUGGUGAAAAAAGCUGGAUUGACAUCGGUUGAAGAAAAUCUUGUCCUUGAUGAUUUAAAUAUUUGGAAGAAAAAUGGUGUAAGUUCCAGUAUUUCCCCGGUUGAAUAAACAAUCCAAAAUGUCCAAAAGGAUAUAUAAUAUUUAUUGAUACAAAGUCAAAAUAUAUAAUCUCACUGUGUCAAGUUGUCAACGUGUGGUUUCUAAACAAUAAAUUUACAAAACAUAGAUAUUUAACUAUACAAAUACGAUUACAAACAAUGAAACAAUACAAGACAAAUACCUGACUGUUAGUCAUCUGGCUAUACUACAACACUACAACGUUCAAACAACUUUUAUAAAUCACACAAAUCAACGCGAGUUCGUCUCUCGAAUAAAACAAAACAUUGUUCGUCUCUGCCCUAUCGCGGGUUAAUCCCUAAAUUCGGGCUUGACCUAGCUAGAUCCUACAAAUGGUACUGUAAAUAUUUUUGUUAAAUUGCUUUUUGUUAAGUGGUUUUAAAUUAUUUCUACACAUGGUAAGAAAGGUUUCAUUUUUUAGCAGAAAAAAUGUGGAAUUUUUCAAAAACAAAGAAAAUAUUAAAAUUAAACACUUUAGUAAAAUUAACUACACAGUUCAACAGAUAGAACAGUAUGCCCUCGCUUGGACUUGGCUCGUUCCAGUACAGUAGCUCAACAGUGUACCUAAUCUAGCUGAUCAAGUUGAACCGUUUUGAUUCAAUAUUAACCGUAACCAUUCCAACCAACAGAAAGCAAAACACACCACAACUCUAGCUAUUACUGUUAGUAACUCAAAAAAUGUUUUCAUGUUCCUUUGCGGUCUAAGAAAAUUAAUAUUCUUUGUUCACCUCACAACAGAAGCCAUUCAUAAUAGGCAAGCAAUAUUUCAAUAUAUUAUCUGUAACUCCUUACAGGAAAGGAGCUAUGCUUGGGUAAUCCACUAGACCAAGAGCUACUAAAAAUAGUCCAGAUAGAAGUUUCUCAACUUGAGAAUACAUUUAAAAAGUUGAACGCUGAUGCUGACAACAGGGUAUGUGUUAAAUUGUGUGGUUUAAACUUCAACAGACGUUAAAAAAACUUUAUAAAGAACACUUCAACGUUGUUUUCGAAAUAGGCUAGUACAGAUUAAGCUGAUAUCUCUAUGUCACGUCGUCAUCCAUAAUAUAUAAUAAUACUCACUUAGUUAACCAUUAAUACUGUACAAUCAUAAUAUUUUUAGGAAUGUGUAUUGGAACGACUUGCUGUUAUCAAUUCUUCCCUAAAGGAAGAAAUUGACAAGUUGAAGGAAAGCCAAGCUAGAACUGAGUUAAAAGUGCAAGAGCUAUGUGCAAGUCAAAGCGACCUGCUCAGCAGGUACAUUUCCAGUCGUCGAGAUAACUCAUGCGUAGUGCAUUUUUCUUCAAAAGUAACAAAGAGGACAUGUAUGUUUUUAACGCCCUGGAUACUUUCUCCUGGUUUACUGAUCGAAUACGCCAAAUCAAAGAAAUCGAAGUAAUUCUCAAGAGCGAUGAACAAUUGCAUCAAUCUUCAGCAAGAAAAGCGGCAAUCUGCGGACUAGGAGGAAGCUAGUGGUAAAACAAGUCUGGCAGUAAAGUACGCUCAUCGUAUGAUAAACCAUUACCAUGGAGUCUUCUGCAUGGUUUUCUGGAGAAGAUGGGACGAAGUUGGAAAAUUCUGUUAAUAGCUUGGCAUUAUCCAUCGGAACAUUCGUUUCUAAUUCCUUCGAUGUGACGCUUUCUCAAACCCUAGCUCGAAUAUCUCGUAUUCAAAAACCAUGGUUGCUCAUUAUUGACGAUAUGGACGAGUUACAACUGUCCCCCAGCGUGCGGAAGCUGUUGUCUGGUUCUUGGCAAAAAAAUGCAAUUAUGGUCAUAUUAUUGCCACUACGAGAAGAAAACCAAGUACGUUUGUUAACGAUGUUCAAGUACAAGAGAUGAGAGAAAAUUCCUGUCUGCAACUUCAAUGUUUCGAUGUCUAUGAUGCGAAGGAGUUUUUAUUAAGCAGAACUGGUAUUCCACGUACUGACGACACCGAGGCUGCAGCAUGCAAACUCUUUCAAGAACUUGGUGGUUUACCACUGGCUCUUGAACAAGCAGCAGUGUAAAUUAAGUCGCUGGGGUGUUCAUUCUCGUCCUAUCUCAAAACCUACAAAACAAACCGUCUUGCUCUUCUAAAUCAACAGGCUAUACCAAACCCGUGUCUGAGUAUUCUUCGCCCGUACGACUUGCAGUCGCUUCUUAAUAUUGAUUAUAUUAUGCAGAACAGUGAGGGUAGAAACGCUAUACGAUUUUUAAACGCAUGUUUAUUUUUUAACCCGAACGAAAUUCAGGACGAUUUAAUUCUAAAAAUUAAACGAGACUUACCUGUAAGUUGAAGUUUGAUUGGGAUUCUACUAGUCAUCAGUCAGGAACGAAGGAGUCACAUGAGAAGCGCGUGCGUGCUUCGCUGAUCAGUUUCUAACAUGAACGGUUGCAGGAUUCAGGAACGAAGAGUCACGAGAGGGAAGGGCAUGGUACCGAGUACCUGGGCAUGUGACUCCUUCGUUCCUGACUGAUGACUAGUAGAAUCCCAAUCAAACUUCAACUUACAGGCAAGUCGCGUUUGAUUUUAGAAUUCUACUACGUCAUCAGUCACGUCACUACGGAGUCACAUGAGAUUUCAAAGUCCUGCGACCGUGAAGAACCCACUCCAACACAUGAAUGGAUAAACAAAAAUGUAUUUGUUUUAGUAACCCAACUACAUUAUAGCUGCUUAAACUUUGUUACUGUUUCAACAUCUGCUGUGUUGAGAAUUGUUGAACCAAAAUUUUCAGUUUCAAUAUGCUUAUCAUAAAACUUUGCAAAAGUAGAGGAAUUGGACCAGCCAGCAGAUUGCAUUGUUUGUUUUGAAUUAAGUCCUGCUGCUUUGACACACGACGUUGAUGCAGCCCGAGUGCUAUGACACGUGAAUUUAUCUGUAUCAAUUCCCGAUUGCUGUAGUAUUGAUUUGACCCAUCUGGCGAUGGUGUCUUUGGUUACCGCUUUAUGGGGCUUUACGAAACUCAGAAAUAGUUUUGAUUGUUCACCACUGAGAACAGUAGUUCGUUUGAUAUAUUCUUUACUAAGGUACUCUAAGACACAAACUCUUUAAUUUGUCCCUUUGGUACGAACGAAGUUCCAAAGGCACUUAGUGGUGUUUUCCAGCCUUAGUAUGUUUUAAAACUUCUCUAAUCGUAAUAAUGCAUUUGUCCGUUUCCAAUUGGAUGAAGUUCAUAUAUAUCUUGUGUAUUGUUUGACACCUUUGUCCCGUUAGUAAACACAAUAAAUUAAAGUGGCAAGAUUCUGCACUGUAAGAUCUUUUAAACUGACUUCAGAAACUGAAGUAAACUGUUGUAGGUAACCAAUAACUUUAUUUACAAUUACAUCCCAAAUUUCAGCGUAUUUUGGGAGGCAAGGUUUCAGUUCAAAUACCCCUUUUAAAAGCCGGCAAACUAAAGGGUCCUUCCCAAAUGGAAUCCCUGCCGUGGGUAAUAUAACUGACGAUAGUGCUGAUCGAGCUGUGUUUAUAGCACUAUAUCCUACACCUGAAUCAUAUAGUUCCCUAAGAAAUUCGAUAGCAUAUGCUUUCCCAGGAUUGUGAGGUGCAACAUUUUCUCGCUUACAAUAUUCCUCCCAUCGUAAAAGAUAUGAUUUAUAUUGUUUCUGAGUGCCAUUACGCCAAGAAGCCAUUAUAAUUUCUUUCGUGGACAGAUUUUGGAGCUCUAAACUUUCCCAGAUAAGAGGCAAAUCUUCAUUGACAGUUUUUUGAACAAUGGAUGUGUCUCGUUUGGAUGGCUGGGAAGUAUCAGUCUUGUGACGCUUGUCCCCGAGCCGACGGCGCGAAGCGCCGUGCGAGGGUACUAAUUCCCCCCGGCUAUUUACACCCGGGGAAACGAAAGCAUUAGCGAAGUCUAAACACAGAGAAGAGACAUACAGGGACGUAACUAGUGUACCCACUUUUUUGUGCGUAUGCUCGGCAAGUCACUAGAUGCAUGCAUCUGAUUGGAUGACGACCUGAUGACGACUUACUUUAAACCUGCUGAGCACGCGCAGUUGAUCAUUUUUCGCCCGGUCGCCUGAAAAAAAGUGGGUACAUGAUAACGUAAUCUUCCGCAGUGUUUACGACGGUCAGUUACGUCUCUGUAUGUCUCUACUCUGGUCUAAAGUUCAUCAACAAUCGCGGUGAUGUUUCGGUGGGUGGUCAUCCUCACUGAUCUCAAAAAUAUGGCGGACUGUUAUGAAUAGCGGACACUGAUUGGUCCAAUUUAAAGUUUGCCUUAUAACGACUGCAUGACGACAGCGAAAAUGCGAAGCAGUGUGACCACUGACCAGAUUUGGUAAUUUAAAUUACUUUUGGUAAUAUUUCGCGAUUUUUCUGACUUUUUUGGUAAUUGAAAAUUUUUGGUAAUUUUUUUAGUAGUUUCUCUUAAAGUUAGUAAUAUUUUGGUUAUCGCAUGAAAUUCAACCAAAUACGCCAUAAUUACACAACCUGUUGUUCAAAAAUUCAGUGGGAACACUUGCAGGUCCAUGCUUGCAAAGCUGUACAUCCAAAUUGCAAGCUGCUGGCCCAAACUGUCCAGCUGAAUCGAUGGAAUCCUGUUGAUCACCCCGUGGCCCGGGCGCGAUUAUCGCAACACUAUAUUUGCAUUUUACCAAGGGUGGGUAGUAGCGAAGUAGUUGUAGUUCGCUACUGUAGCGAACUACAGUGUGUAUCAAAAUAAUUCGAAUCCAAAUUUGGCGUGUAAUAACGCAGAAUAUAUUUGACAAAUUCG